CGGAUGCUCAAGAUGGGCAAGAGCAAGACGAGGCCUUGUCGAAAGACGCCGGUAUGGAAGGUAUUCACGACGCAAGGGAAUGCCAUGAGCAGCAUCCUUGGUAGACAACAGCCAGACCGACCACGUCCAUAAACUUAAGGAAUAUCUCAAACCAGGUCGGGUAAAGGGGGCCGAAACCCAAGAGAUAUCGAAACGAGUGACCGCAUGCUGCUACAACUGUGCUGACUUCGAUCAAAAAGGAUGUUAUCGGCCUCCUUUGGCAAUUCAGGAAUCACGCCAAGAGUCUCGGAGAAGAUCCUGGUUUCGAGUAAGCGCGCCGCGUUUUACCAUAUUACGACAGUCCUUCUCCUACCUGCCAACUUUCAUACCACACUCCUUUAUCUCACAAUAUCGACUCGCUCACACGCCAGCAGAACGAAGUACCCUUUCCCAUCAUCGUUCAUCGUCGCAGUGGUGGCCUUGAGCCAUUGUAUGACCUACAUUUCCGGUAGUCCAGUACCUGGCGAUGCCGGUACCGAUGAUCAGAGUCAAGGACCGAAGUGUAACAUUUCACCAAGACCGAAUAAUCCAGAUCGCUACCUGUACACUGGUAAGGGAAGACCUAGCCCCAGUGAUCUCAAGGUAUCGAAUCUCUGGCUACCCUGGCCUCGUGGCGUGGAGGUCAACCCUGAAUUUGCCGAAAAUAAAACGGGUGUCCCCGCGGACUUGAGCUCUUUUGCAGUCAUGCGAUCCCUGGUCGAAUUGGAUAUUCAGAACAUCGAGAAACUCUUGCCCUACGAUGACAGUAAAGGCAACAAAGACUGUUUUGUGCAUAUCCUCGGCUACAAAGUCGAAGAGAUCGGGACGUUCGCGGUCACUAACUACGACCGAUUUAAAUGAGAAGCUCUAUGGCCCGCCAUUAUACAAAGCGAGGUAUUUAAACGCCUCAUCGCGGACUAUCAGGAUUGGGAUAAUAUGGCUUCCGGGCCUGGAUUGGACGAUGACGGGGAGCCUAUAAUUCGGACCACUCACGAUAUUGACGCCCUUGUCGGAAACUCUACUAGGAGAAUUGCAGAGAUGCUUUGGAACGAAGGACUGAACAAGACUGGGAAAGCCGUGACGACUACUGUCCC
Messenger RNA from Filobasidium floriforme, 1112 nucleotides. RefSeq lists its product as uncharacterized. NCBI's taxonomy places the organism in Eukaryota, Fungi, Basidiomycota, Tremellomycetes, Filobasidiales, Filobasidiaceae. Bases 241 to 879 code for a protein of 212 amino acids. The transcript has 4 exons. The record is from RefSeq and is a predicted model, not a curated record.